This is a messenger RNA of Ogataea philodendri, 559 nucleotides long. RefSeq lists its product as uncharacterized. The transcript has a single exon. The record is from RefSeq and is a predicted model, not a curated record. Gene Ontology annotation, cellular component: exocyst. Gene Ontology annotation, molecular function: SNARE binding. The annotation marks the transcript as partial. NCBI's taxonomy places the organism in Eukaryota, Fungi, Ascomycota, Pichiomycetes, Pichiales, Pichiaceae. Gene Ontology annotation, biological process: exocytosis; exocyst localization.
CCAGGCACAACAAAUUUCAGAUACCAUUUCUGAAUACCUUGAAGAUAUAAAGGUACUGAUGAACCCAGUUUUGUAUGGGCUGUUUAUGGAAAGGCUAAUUGAAAAUACUAUAUUAGGUUAUAUUGGGGCAUUGAAGUAUGAACACAGUAUAAAGAAUAAGAACAACAAGUUCUUAGAGAGUGUCAAACGUGAUUUCGAGAUCUUUUAUAAGCUCUUCGCUACAUAUAUUGGUUCCUCAGACGAGACCAUAGAAAUAGUGAAGGAGAAAUUUGAAGUCAUGGACUACUUCAUGGAUCUAUGCUGCGAACCUAUUGAUUCAGUGAUGGGCAUAUGGGAUAAUUUCCUACAGAGGUACCCAGAUGUUCCUGUGGUAAUAUUAGAAUUUGUGUUGAAGAGCAGAAAGGAUAUCGAUCGCUCUAGAAGAAAGAAGCUUGUCCAAAGGGCCAUUGAUCUUUCUUUGAGACCUGAACAUUUAGCAUUCAUCAGCAGCGAAGAAUACGAACCAUCGUACCUGUCCAACUUCACCAUCAAAUCAGCAAAGAAGUCUGAGGAUGUAGGA